CUUUUAUUAUUGGGGUGUUGGUGUACAUUCAUAUUUUGAAUUCUGUUGGUACGGAUCACGAUGAACCUCCACAAGGCAAAGAUGAAGACAUUGAUUAUUCUCCUGAUGGUAUUAAAAAACCUAAAGAAAAAUCUGGGAUGACAACGAAAAUGGAACUUGAAAGGGCAGGAAUUAUAGCUAAAUUUUGUUCAGAUUUAGUAUUUUGUUUAAUUGCUGGACCUUCAACUUUAUGGGUCAAGGCCUAUCUUCUCUUAGCAUUUCUUUGGUAUUCGGUGGGUGACCUUCAUAAAAAGUUAGAAACUAAAGAUGAAACCGAAAAAAUAUCUAAACAAGAACAACAAAUCGAAUCAACAAAAGCCUAA
Racocetra persica is the source of this 362-nucleotide messenger RNA. NCBI's taxonomy places the organism in Eukaryota, Fungi, Glomeromycota, Glomeromycetes, Diversisporales, Gigasporaceae. The record is from the annotation of a GenBank genome assembly.